AUGAACCCACCCGACGAAAACGCCAUAACGCGGAAAAUCAACCAGCUGCGGAAGCGACGGCAGGAGGGCCCACCACGGAAAGAACGCAACUACGAUGACCUGCUACAAGAAAUGGAGAAUUGCGUACGACUACGCAAUGGAUACAAAAUAAGCUCCAUCCUUAAGUUAACACAACUGCCAGUAGACAUCCUCGUAUUCGACGAAACGACAGAAAUCGAGUUAAGAAAAAAAAUAAAAAAAAAAAAUGCACUAAAAAAUUAUGAACAGUUAAUAAUAGAUCAUUACACCAUUAUCAAAACGUUGUGUAAUAGGAACAGCAUAAAUUGGGACGUCCUUUUGAGUACAGGGUGUAAGUAUCUGUCCUCCUUUAUCCAUCUGUAUAGCGAGAAUCUGUGGCUACUACCAUACCUACUAACGAUAUGCUCAUUCUUAAAUACGAUAAGCACCUUGGCAGACUCCUACUACAGCACCAGUAGUAAAAACGACAUAUACAAUGAAGAGAACGAAGACAUUAAUGAGAAAAAUAAGUAUACAAUAGAAGUAUUAAAUUCCAUUCGAGGUAAGAUCGGUAUUGUUAAGGGGGACAUAGAAAAGCACGGAGGGUUCGUGAUCCUCAUGUUUCAGUCGAUAAAGCUAUGCAUGAAGUUAAAUAACAUGCAAAUCACAACAAGUUUUUUGAAAAUAAUAAAUUCUACCGAUAUAGGGUACGGAUACAUCCCCAAGUGUUUCAUCGUGCUGUUUAAGUACCAGCUGGGGAAAUUAUACCUGCACAAAAUGGAUUACGAAAAAGCAGAGAAAGAAUUCGUUUGGGCCUUCUCUAACUCGAGGAAGGGUAAAACAGACUUUAAAAAAAAAUUACUAGAAAGUAUUAUAUCUAUUCGCUUGAAUAAGGGACUUUACCCUCCGAAGCGAUUACUACAGGAUUAUGAACUCACAGUCUAUAUGGAUAUUAUUCAUUCAAUCAAACAGGGGAAUAUAUUCCUCUACAACCGCGUCAUGGAUAGCAACUCCAAGUACUUCUUCGACAACGGACUAAAUGAAUGCAUUGAUCAGAUACACUUUGUCGUAAAACGUAACCUCCUAAAGAUUGCUGUUGACUGGUGGAAUGAAACCGUUAAGGAUAAUCCAAGUAAACUGUAUAAAGUACCUAUUUGCAUUUUUCACCACAUUUUUAACUGGGCUAGAAUCACGCAACACCACCACCAGUUGGAGACCCUUUGCAUUAUAACCUCGCUCAUUCUUUUUAAAUACAUCAAUGCGUAUGUUGCUUAUGACAGCAACAUUCUUGUGCUUAGUAAGAAUGACCCCUUUCCUUCCCUGUCCAAGUGUCGCAUGGGGGUUAGAAGCACCGUGGAUAAGCCCUACGCGUGA
Plasmodium coatneyi is the source of this 1371-nucleotide messenger RNA. RefSeq lists its product as uncharacterized. Lineage: Eukaryota; Apicomplexa; Aconoidasida; Haemosporida; Plasmodiidae. Gene Ontology annotation, molecular function: double-stranded DNA binding; RNA binding. The transcript has a single exon. Gene Ontology annotation, biological process: transcription elongation by RNA polymerase II; poly(A)+ mRNA export from nucleus; post-transcriptional tethering of RNA polymerase II gene DNA at nuclear periphery. Bases 1 to 1371 code for a protein of 456 amino acids. Gene Ontology annotation, cellular component: transcription export complex 2. The record is from RefSeq and is a predicted model, not a curated record.